CAGCACGGUCGCUUCCCCGCUGGAUUCCUUUCACCUCAGGAUGCUGCGCGCCGUGACCGGAGGACAGGCUUUGCUGCCGCCGCCGCUGCUGCUGCUGCUGAGCGCCCUGCUCUGGGGCCCGGCUGCCGCCGGCAAUCCAGAACUACCGACAGCAGUUAAUAUAACUUGGUCUUCAAUCAAUUUUAAAACUAUACUACAGUGGCAACCAAAACCAUCAGGUUACUUCUAUACAGUAGAAAUACACGGCCAUACAUCUGACACCAAAAGAAAAUGCAUUUUGACAACAGAAACAGAGUGCGAUGUUACUGAUCUGCUCAGGAAUGUGAAUGAGACCUAUACAGCACACAUACUCUCUGUACCAUCCUCGGGGAUGGAUAACUUCGAAGAACCACCUUUUGCAGUCUCUGAAAAAUUUACACCUUAUAAACAGACUAUUCUCGGAAAACCGGAGAUACUGAAUUACACACAAAAAGGUUCCGAACUGAAUGUUGUGUUUGAAGACCCGCUUACACCAUAUACAUUUCCUAAUGGAAGCUUUGAAAGUAUUCGAGAUAUUUUCCAGCAUGACCUGCAAUACAAACUCUCUUACUGGAAAGAUCAGAGUUCUGGAAAGAAAGAGAGAACAACAACAAGUCACACAUUUGAAGUGAGCGUUGACGGCACAAAGAACUACUGCUUCUACAUACAGGGAGUCAUUCCCUCCCGCAGAGAAAACCGUUACGGUCAAGAAAGCACGGUGCUUUGUACCAGUGUAGGAAGAACUAUCUUAGAUGAAUACGGAGCAGAAGUAUUUAUCAUCAUAGCAGUGAUAGCAAUUGCGGUCAUCACGCUUGCCAUUGUCCUGUCAGUCGUCCUGUGUAAACGCAAGAAAGCAAAAGCUGCAAGGGAGAAGGAACCGCUUAAUGGCAUCUAAGAAGUUAUUGUGGACACUAGUGGCAGUUCCAAAGUGAAGAAAAAAAAGACAAAACCCAUAAAUUGGGUAAUUGGGUGGAGCCUUUUAGCCUCUCUGACACAGGAAUUUUGAAGCCCAAAUGUUAUGUGGAUUCAAAAAUCCAUUAGACAGUCACAGAUGAAAAAUCCCGAUACCCCCCUGUGUCACUAGUGGCCGGAGGCUGGGAGAGUAUUCUGGUGCUCUGUUACAGUAUCCUAACCCAGCUCAUAAACUCUUCCCAUGCUCCUUCUAUCAUCCUGUCUGAAAGAGGGUUCCGAACUAGAUGGACCUUUGACUUGGCGAGGUACAGCCAUUCUGAAAGUGUGGCCUGACUGAGCCAGAAGAUCUAUGGUACCUGUGAGGGGAAAAAACACUACUUUUGAAAAAUAUGUGUCCUUUAGCUAACCAGAAGGAACAACAUCUUGUUUCUGUGAAACAAAACCUGUGUUUAUCUGACUUUCUUUUAACAUUAUUAGCUGGUGAAACGAUCUGUUAGUUCAGAUGUGACAAAGACGCUACUAUUAUUUCUGCACUUCUUGGAUAAAAUUAACUUCGUUUCUUUAUCUUUGGAUAUAGACAAAGGUAAACAAACAGAAACUACUGUGCUGGCGACUUGUAAGGAACACUCUUGAAGUAGGUAGCUGCUCUACGUCUGGAAAGCGUAUCCAGAUGACACUACACCUAGAGUUACGUGGACAGGGUAGUCUGAUGGCUCCAAGUAAGUGUUAGAACAAAUACUUUGCUGUUUUUGAGUCAGCCUUAACUCACUUCAUGCAACAGAGUAGGUAGCAGUAUUUACUGCAUUUUGAAUAUUGUUUUUAAUUAAACAGUAGGUGAAUAAUAUAGUUUAUGUGGUAUAGAUUCAAAUCAUCUUGGUGACGGGAUUUGGAGGUACCUUUUGCUUUGUCUUUUUAAAUAUUUAUUUUAUAAAUUAUAAUCUAAUUUUUAUAUUGGUGAUAUCUGUAUUUAUGAUGGUAAUUUAUACUUUUCUAGUGAAAUAAAGGUGACUGGGAAAAUAAGA
Messenger RNA from Phalacrocorax carbo (great cormorant), 1952 nucleotides. NCBI's taxonomy places the organism in Eukaryota, Metazoa, Chordata, Aves, Suliformes, Phalacrocoracidae. The record is from RefSeq and is a predicted model, not a curated record.